CGGCGUAAAUUUUCGUGGGUCCCUCGGAGGAGAUGUGUCGGACGGCGAUUUUGUGCGUAUCGUUCGCGCGAGCCCGGUGUCCUUGAACGUCUCGCGUGUCGCAUCGCCGUUGUCGCGCGGAUAAUCGUCGCGAGUUUCGCGCUAGCUCGCGAACGUCCGAUAAAUACUUUUUCGCGCGUGCCGGCUUUCGUUCGAGAAAGAGAAAGAGAGACAGGAACGAAGAAAGAGGGAGGGAGAGAGAGAGAGAGCGCGCGAGUGGCGCGACGGGCUCCUCCAUGUAACCCGCCGUAACCACGUGCUUGAAAAUCCUGUCGGCCGUUACGGCCGGAUCGGCUCGCGCGGUGAGUUUGCUCCCCCGUUCUCGCGGAAACGCGCCGGACCGGGCGCGCUCGACGCAACCGCCCGGGGCUCUCGUUCCUCCACGUCGCCGAGGAACGGAUCGUUCCGCCGUUACCGUCGUCGGAAAUAAUACGCAAUCGUUUCCAGAGCGCGCGGCAAGGCGUCGAGAAUAUUCUGCGACCCGAACGAGAGGCAUGCCCGGAAUGACGGAGUUCGUGGACGGCUGGUUCCUGGGUCACACCCUGGGCGAGGGUGCCUACGGCGAGGUUAAACUAGUUGUAAAUAAAUCUACAGGCGAAGCAGUCGCUAUGAAAAUGAUUGACAUUGAGAAGCAUCCGGACGCGAGGCAGACCGUCCGCAAGGAGACCGCUAUCCAUCGUAUGCUAUCGAAUCCAAAUAUUGUACAGUAUUUUGGGAAACGCAGCGAGCCCAACAUGGAAUAUAUAUUUUUGGAGUAUGCCUCGGGUGGCGAGCUAUUCGAUAGAAUUGAACCCGACGUCGGUAUGCCAACGUGGGGGGCUCAGAAGUAUUUCAGACAAUUAGUCUGCGGGGUAGAGUAUUUACACAGUCGCGGAGUGGCGCACAGAGAUCUGAAGCCAGAGAAUUUGCUUCUGGACAAUAAUGACAAUUUAAAGAUAAGUGACUUCGGAUUGGCGACGAUAUAUCGUAUGCAAGGUAAAGAACGCCUGUUGGAGAAGAAGUGCGGAACGCUGCCUUACGUGGCACCGGAAGUGCUGGUGAGGGCGUAUCACGCGGAGCCCGCGGACGUGUGGUCCUGCGGAGUUAUUCUCGUGGCGUUAUUGGCCGGAGAACUGCCAUGGGACCAACCCCAGGCAGAGUGUCCUGAAUAUAUCGCGUGGCAAGAUGGGAAAUAUAUGUCCCUUACGCCGUGGAAAAAACUGGACAAUUUGUCAUUGUCGUUGAUAAGAAAGAUCCUUACGGAUUCGUCGUCGGCAAGAUAUAAAAUGUCAGACAUUAAGCAACAUAGGUGGUUUGUCAGGAGUUUUACCAAAGGUGAUCAAGUAGAUGGACGAAACCAUUUGAAUCAGGCGUACGCAGAGGAUGAAAAUCUAAGAAAUGUCUGCUUGUCCCAACCUGAAUUACCCGGGAUGGAAAGUGAUGAUACAAUUCAAUUUAAUUUGGACACACGUCCAACAUUUUCAUUUUCCCAACCCGCUCACGUGGAAGAUCUAUUAUUAGGUACACAAUUACAGUUCACACAACCUAGUCAGCAAAACUCCUUCCAAAGGUUGGUUCGACGAAUGACUAGAUUCUUUGUUAAAAUAGAAUACGAGGAGAUUGUAAAGAGGCUAAUGAGAUAUUGCGAGAAAGAGAAUUAUGCCUAUCGUGUUAAUGAGUUUGGCGUGGUAACUAUGUCUGCUGUGGAUCGCCGUAAAAUGGCUUUAGUUUUUAAAGUGAAUUUUAUAGAAAUGAACGGAAAUAUACUAGUCGAUUUUCGGUUGUCCAAGGGUUGUGGUUUGGAAUUUAAAAGAGCGUUCAUUAAAGUCAGAUGCUCAAUGGAAAAUAUUAUUCUGAAGAGCUCCGUAGUAUAUUCAAAGAGCUAAUCCAUUAAUGGUAAAUAUAAGAAUUGUAUAAUUUGUAUAAUUUUUUAAAUAUAUUUUUUAUAAUAU
This is a messenger RNA of Wasmannia auropunctata (little fire ant), 1970 nucleotides long. RefSeq names its product serine/threonine-protein kinase grp (gene grp). Gene Ontology annotation, cellular component: cytoplasm; nucleus; site of double-strand break. Gene Ontology annotation, biological process: protein phosphorylation; mitotic G2 DNA damage checkpoint signaling. NCBI's taxonomy places the organism in Eukaryota, Metazoa, Arthropoda, Insecta, Hymenoptera, Formicidae. Gene Ontology annotation, molecular function: protein kinase activity; ATP binding. The transcript is spliced from 7 exons. The record is from RefSeq and is a predicted model, not a curated record. Bases 534 to 1904 code for a protein of 456 amino acids.